Molecule: messenger RNA, 1432 nt
Organism: Linum trigynum
Lineage: Eukaryota; Viridiplantae; Streptophyta; Magnoliopsida; Malpighiales; Linaceae
Source: the annotation of a GenBank genome assembly
AGAUAUCCCAUUCAAGUCCACCACUGUACUGUAACGAAAGAAAGGAGAGAGAGCCCCUGAUUGGUUUCAACUCGUUUCACCAGCCAGUCGUAUAUAUAAUUCUUGACCAAGUCACGGCGACGAUGGCGGCGGAUUCACCUUUCAGGCCGGAGAUAGUCAAGGGGAAGGUGGCUUUGUUGACCGGCGGCGCCUCCGGCAUCGGCUACGGAAUAUCCCUCGAACUCGGCAAACACGGCGCCUCCAUCGCCCUCAUGGGCCGCCGCAAACACAUCGUCGAUUCCGCCGUCUCGUCUCUCCGAUCGCUCGGAAUCCCCGCGAUCGGAUUCGCCGGAGACGUUCGGAAUGGAGAGGACGCGGCCAGAGCAGUGGAAGGGACGGUGAAGCAUUUCGGGAGGCUUGAUAUUCUGGUCAACGCCGCCGCUGGGAAUUUCCUCACGCCGGCCGAGCAUCUCUCUCCUAAUGGCUUCAAAACAGUGAUGGACAUUGACGCAGUAGGAACAUUCACAAUGUGUCACGAAGCAGUGAAGUAUCUGAAGAGAGGAGGAGAGGGCAGAGACCCGUCGGAUGCCGGCGGCGCCAUAAUCAACAUUAGCGCAACUCUACAUUACACCGCCAGUUGGUACCAAAUCCAUGUCUCUGCUGCCAAGGCAGCGGUGGACAGCUUAACGCGCAGCCUGGCGUUGGAGUGGGGAACAGACUACGACAUCAGAGUGAAUGGGAUUGCGCCAGGACCAAUCCAGGACACUGCUGGUGUUACCAAGCUUGUGCUGCCCAACAUAACCAAACAGAACCACCCACUGUUCCGGUUUGGGGAUAAAUGGGAUAUCGCCAUGUCCGUCCUCUACCUUGCCUCUGAUGCAGGGAAAUUUGUGAAUGGUACGACAAUGGUGGUAGACGGAGGGCAGUGGCUGAGCAAACCCCGGAGUUUGGGGAAGGACCAAGUGAAGCAGCUGUCAAAAGUUGUCGAGAAGAGGUCCAGAGAAGCACCAGUCGGCGUCCCAAAGAGCAAGCUGUGAGAAACAUCAUCAUCUCCUCCUUUCUUCUGUCUGCGUGGCGUUUCCCCAAGCCUGGGAUUAGAGACAAAGCAUGGCACAUUAUCACCAGUCACCUCCGGCAUGCAUAUUUCCUGAUUACUAGUAAGGAAAAGCCCGCGCUAUGCCGCGGGCAAAACAGGUUGUGGAGAUAUUAGUUUGCUUCAAAAGACAAACAAAAUGAACCUUUUGAUCGCUACCCAAGUGAACCACAUGUACCUCGUGUCAGGAGGCUUGUAACAUAACGUUUAAUUGGUAUCCAUUCCCAAGUUGAACACGUAUUAUACACUUUACAAAUAUCAAUUAUAUCCAUAUAACUCUAAAAGUAUAAUUACUUCUCAUUCUAACAUUUGAAUGGACACAUGAACAUAGUGCAUUGGAAAUAAAUUCUAGAUAUAUUA